Messenger RNA from Athene cunicularia (burrowing owl), 1930 nucleotides. RefSeq names its product ubiquitin specific peptidase 18 (gene USP18). The transcript has 10 exons. Gene Ontology annotation, molecular function: cysteine-type deubiquitinase activity; cysteine-type endopeptidase activity. NCBI's taxonomy places the organism in Eukaryota, Metazoa, Chordata, Aves, Strigiformes, Strigidae. Gene Ontology annotation, cellular component: cytosol; nucleus. The record is from RefSeq and is a predicted model, not a curated record. Gene Ontology annotation, biological process: protein deubiquitination. The coding region runs from base 20 to 1186 and encodes 388 amino acids.
UCUUUGUACAAUAUUGUUGAUGGGACAAAGAAGUGGACAUCAAAAAAGAAGCAAGAAACUAGAGCUGCCACUAAGCAAGACCAUGAUGACAGAAGCAGGAAUACAAAGUAAUAAAGAGGAAGCCAAAGAGCCAAAGGCCGAAGAGCAGAGGCUAACAUCAGUCUUUGGUGUGGCAGACUUAAAAAAUGGCCUCACUUCCUCUUUUUCUGUGCCUACAGAAGCUAUUGGACUGUACAACAUUGGACAGAGCUGCUGUCUGAACUCUGUGCUCCAAGUGUUCCUCAUGAAUACACACUUCACAGGGAUACUUCGAAGGAUCACAGUGCCACCAAGUCCUGUACAGAAGAGGAAGGAUGUCCCAUACCAAAUGCUCCUGCUGUUGGAGGCAAUGCAGUGUGGCAAGCAGAAAGCUGUUUCUCCCACAGCCCUCGCUUUCUGUCUUUCAGAAUACAGAGUGAAAUUGUUUGUGCAGCAUGAUGCUUCUCAGCUCUUUCUGACUCUCUGGAACUUGAUAAAGAGGCAGAUGAAAAAGCCAGAGCUGGUUGAAGAGCUGGGUGAUUUGUACACUAUCUGUGUACAGGAGCAUCUGGCCUGUCAGAAAUGCUCUUUUGAAACAAAGAGGAACAGCAGCAUGUUAACCCUUCCACUCCCGAUGUUGGAUUCCAAUUCUCACAUGCUGAAGACUCUGGAGGACUGUCUGCAAUACUUUUUCCUUCCAGAAGAGUUGACUGAUCACAACAUGUGUUUCUGUGAACAGUGUGGAAGGAAAACACCUUUUUUGCAGAGCAUGAAGCUAGUCCAUCUGCCACAGACUCUGACCAUACACCUAAAGCGCUUCUGCUUCAAAAAAUCAGCCUGUAUUCACAAGCUUAGUCACUAUCUGCCAUUCCCACAAGACCUUGAUUUCAGUGCAGUCCUGACAGAAAAUCAGUGCCAAGCAGAUGACAGUGAAAAGGCUGCCUGGCAGUAUGAGCUUUUUGCUGUUGUAGCUCAUUCAGGAUCAGCUAAUUGUGGACACUACUGUGCCUAUAUUCGAAGUCUCACAGAAUGUAAAUGGUAUUGCUUCAAUGAUUCUGAGGUCUGCCAGGUAUCGUGGGAUGAUGUUAAAUGCACCUAUGGACAUUCCAACCUCCACUGGGGAGAAACAGCCUAUCUCUUGAUUUACAUGAAGAAACAUCCUCAGUAGCCUUAUCCAGGAGUGUCAGAAUGUCUUGGGAAGCUGUGUGUUAGUGGAGCUCAGCACCUCUGUGCCAGUGUGGACAUGUACAAAUGUUCCACAAGAAAGACAUUCUGCACUCAAUCAGUGACCUCUACCUUCACAUUUACUUCUGAAAAAAGUGCAGAAGAGACUCAGCUAGAGAAAGGAUCUAAGAACUGUUGCACCUAGAAAUGUUUUCUUUCAUAUAUUUUUAUAUUUAUGUGAUUCUAUAUAUUAAUUUCCCCUUAAGAGAUAGUGAAGUUCUCAUCUCUGUUGACUUGCCAGUUGCUUUAAUGCUGAGGCCUAGAUUCUAGUAUAGGGGAAGCGUUUGGCCUGAAAGUCUUGAGAAACAGCUGGAACAAUGACCAGAACCCUUAUGAUACAUGCAUCAGUGAUGUUUACUCCUUAAAACCUCCCUGAAAAUUAAUCACUGCAGGGGUUGAGAUAUGUUUGAAAGUUGGUGUCAGCAUAAAGAGGUGUUUCUAAAUCGGGAGCUAUUGUAGUUCUUACUUACAAGGCGGGUUUGUAUAUAUUUAUGCAGAUGAUUAUUGUUUUAGCAUGUUUAUCGGGCAUUUAUUGCAUUUUCUUUCCUGUAUAGAUGUGGUGGGUUGACCAUGGCAGGAUGCCAGGUGCCCACUAAACCUGCUCUAUCACUCCCCUCAGCUGGACAGGGCUGCAGGGCACAGCCUGCCUCACCAUGGGCUUCACCAGAGGCUGCAGGGGACUCUCUCC